GUUAAGAUGGGCUUACUGGUAGACUUGACCAACACCACUAGAUUCUAUGAUAGGAAUGAUAUAGAGAAAGAGGGAAUUAAAUACAUAAAGCUGCAGUGUAAAGGGCAUGGUGAGUGCCCCACACCUGAGAACACAGAGACCUUCAUCCGUGUGUGUGAACACUUCAGUGACAAGAAUCCCUCAGAGCUCAUAGGUGUCCACUGCACACAUGGCUUCAACAGGACUGGAUUCCUCAUCUGUGCCUUUCUGGUUGAGAAGUUGGACUGGAGCAUUGAGGCUGCUGUGGCCACGUUUGCUCAGGCCAGACCCCCAGGUAUUUACAAAGCUGACUACCUGAAGGAGUUGUUUCGCCGCUACGGAGAUGAAGAUGAUGCACCAUCUCCACCAGAGCUGCCAGAAUGGUGCAUGGAAGAAGAUGAGGAGGAGGAUGAUGACAAUGGCAGGACAGGAGGCCAAGAGUCAGAGCCUGGAUCAUCAAGCUCUGCCUUUGGCAAGAGGAGAAAAGAACGUCUAAAACUG
Messenger RNA from Acanthisitta chloris (rifleman), 519 nucleotides. It is a transcript of the gene RNGTT, whose product is annotated as RNA guanylyltransferase and 5'-phosphatase. The transcript is spliced from 4 exons. The record is from RefSeq and is a predicted model, not a curated record. Gene Ontology annotation, biological process: protein dephosphorylation; 7-methylguanosine mRNA capping. Gene Ontology annotation, molecular function: protein tyrosine/serine/threonine phosphatase activity; mRNA guanylyltransferase activity. The annotation marks the transcript as partial. Lineage: Eukaryota; Metazoa; Chordata; Aves; Passeriformes; Acanthisittidae.